This is a messenger RNA of Oryctolagus cuniculus (rabbit), 4499 nucleotides long. It is a transcript of the gene CMIP, whose product is annotated as c-Maf inducing protein. Gene Ontology annotation, cellular component: nucleoplasm; cytosol. The record is from RefSeq and is a predicted model, not a curated record. NCBI's taxonomy places the organism in Eukaryota, Metazoa, Chordata, Mammalia, Lagomorpha, Leporidae.
GCCCUCGGCCCUCCCCCUGCCCGCUCCUCCCCGCGCCGCCCGCCGAGCCCGGUCCAGCGCGGCGAGCAUGCACCCGACGAGCUAGGAGGAAGCCGGCAGCCCCGCAGGAAGCGCCGAGCGCCGGCCCAGCCCGCCGGACGCGCCGCCCCCCGCCCCCCCCGCCGCGGGCAGCGCCCCCUCCUCUGCGGGCGCCCCCAGCCCCACACCCCCCCACCUUCCCGGGGGGUGGGGGGGUGCGGGCCGCCGGAUCCGGGGGCCCCGCCGCCCCAGAAGCCCAGGACAGCCCCCCAGGCCCGGCGCGGCCAUGGAUCUGACGAGCAGCUCGGGCGGCGGCGGCGACCCCCGGCAGAUCGAGGAGACCAAGCCGCUGCUGGGGGGCGACGUGUCGGCCCCCGAGGGCACGAAGAUGGGCGCCGUGCCGUGCCGCCGGGCCCUGCUGCUGUGCAACGGCAUGAGGUACAAACUGCUGCAGGAGGGCGACAUCCAGGUCUGUGUCAUCCGGCACCCGCGGACCUUUCUCAGCAAGAUCCUCACCUCGAAAUUCCUGAGGCGCUGGGAGCCGCACCACCUAACGCUGGCCGACAACAGCCUGGCGUCCGCCACGCCAACCGGGUACAUGGAAAACUCCGUCUCCUACAGCGCCAUCGAGGACGUGCAGCUGCUGUCCUGGGAGAAUGCUCCGAAGUACUGUUUACAGCUCACGAUCCCCGGGGGAACAGUCCUACUGCAGGCUGCGAACAGCUACCUGCGAGACCAGUGGUUCCAUUCCCUGCAGUGGAAGAAAAAGAUUUACAAGUACAAGAAAGUCCUCAGCAACCCCAGCCGCUGGGAGGUUGUCUUGAAAGAGAUCCGGACCCUGGUGGACAUGGCCCUCACGUCCCCGCUGCAGGAUGACUCCAUCAACCAGGCGCCGCUGGAAAUCGUCUCCAAACUGCUCUCAGAGAACACAAAUCUGACCACCCAGGAGCAUGAAAACAUCAUUGUGGCGAUCGCCCCGUUGCUGGAGAACAACCAUCCACCGCCGGAUCUCUGUGAAUUCUUCUGCAAGCACUGCAGGGAGCGGCCCCGGUCCAUGGUGGUCAUCGAGGUGUUCACCCCCGUGGUCCAGAGAAUCCUCAAGCACAACAUGGACUUUGGGAAGUGCCCGCGACUGAGGCUGUUUACUCAGGAGUACAUCCUUGCCUUGAACGAGCUCAACGCGGGGAUGGAGGUGGUGAAGAAGUUUAUUCAGAGCAUGCACGGCCCCACCGGGCACUGCCCCCACCCCCGGGUCCUGCCCAACCUGGUGGCUGUGUGCCUGGCCGCCAUCUACUCCUGCUACGAAGAGUUCAUCAACAGCCGCGACAACUCCCCCAGCCUGAAGGAGAUCCGGAACGGCUGCCAGCAGCCCUGUGACCGGAAGCCCACCUUACCUCUGCGCCUUCUGCACCCCAGCCCGGACCUGGUGUCUCAGGAAGCCACGCUGUCCGAGGCGCGGCUCAAGUCGGUGGUCGUGGCCUCCAGCGAGAUCCACGUGGAGGUGGAACGCACCAGCACUGCCAAGCCGGCGCUGACGGCCAGCGCGGGCAACGACAGCGAGCCCAACCUCAUCGACUGCCUCAUGGUCAGCCCCGCCUGCAGCACCAUGAGCAUCGAGCUGGGCCCCCAGGCCGACCGCACACUCGGCUGCUACGUGGAAAUCCUCAAGCUGCUGUCGGACUACGAUGACUGGAGGCCGUCGCUGGCCAGCUUGCUUCAACCCAUUCCGUUCCCCAAAGAAGCCCUCGCGCAUGAGAAGUUCACCAAGGAGCUGAAGUACGUCAUUCAGAGGUUCGCCGAGGACCCGCGACAAGAGGUGCACUCGUGCCUGCUGAGCGUGCGGGCAGGCAAGGACGGCUGGUUCCAGCUUUACAGCCCUGGAGGGGUGGCCUGUGAUGACGACGGGGAGCUCUUCGCCAGCAUGGUGCACAUCCUCAUGGGCUCCUGUUACAAGACCAAAAAAUUCCUGCUCUCCCUGGCUGAAAACAAGCUGGGCCCCUGCAUGCUCCUGGCGCUGAGGGGGAACCAGACCAUGGUGGAGAUCCUGUGCUUGAUGCUGGAGUACAACAUCAUUGACAACAACGACACGCAGCUGCAGAUCAUCUCAACCCUGGAGAGCACGGACGUGGGCAAGCGCAUGUACGAGCAGCUGUGCGACCGGCAGCGGGAGCUGAAGGAGCUGCAAAGGAAAGGUGGGCCCACCCGGCUAACACUGCCCUCCAAGUCCACAGACGCUGACCUGGCGCGUCUCCUGAGCUCCGGCUCCUUCGGCAACCUGGAGAACCUCAGUCUGGCCUUCACCAACGUCACCAGUGCCUGCGCGGAGCACCUCAUCAAACUGCCUUCUCUCAAGCAGCUCAACCUGUGGUCCACUCAGUUUGGAGACGCCGGCCUGCGGCUCCUGUCGGAACACCUCACCAUGCUCCAGGUGCUCAACCUGUGCGAGACCCCGGUCACCGACGCCGGCCUGCUGGCCCUCAGCUCCAUGAAGAGUCUGUGCAGCUUAAACAUGAACAGCACCAAGCUCUCGGCGGACACCUACGAGGACCUGAAGGCCAAGCUGCCCAACUUGAAGGAGGUGGACGUCCGCUACACGGAGGCCUGGUGACGCUCCCGGCGGCUGGAGGACCUCGCACUACGACAAACAGCUCUCAACUCGUAGCCGUAGCGUGGCCGGUCCUGGGCUCCCUCCCAGCGCCCCGGCUGCGAGCUAGAUGGGGGAGUCUUUCUGGGGGCAGAGGGGGGUGGGGGUGGGGAGGGGGCCACAAGCACGCCCAGCCCCCGCCGAAUUCUUUUAGCUUCAUUCAUCGGAACCUUUGACCUGAUCUAAAGCGGACUUUGUAGCAACGAGAGGAGCAUCAGCGGGUCGGGGAGGGGUGGGGGGCCCUUUGUGGAUUUUCUUUGCCUUUGUGUUGAACGCCGUGCGGGGAAAGUCACCUCCGAAGCCACCGCCACGGGCCGGACCAGGGGUGCUUUCUUCCCAGAGGCUCCGAGCGGAGCGCCAGCUGCCGUGGGACGAGAAGACCCAUCACGCCACUGCACCCGUCCUGUGUCCUCACCAUUGCUAUGCAAAGUGGUUCUUGUUGUACAUAAGAUUUAAAUAAUGCACCUAUUUAAGACAUGUUGACAAAUUGCAGGUCUGGGACCUGCCUCUUAUUUAUGAAGUCUUUGGCCCCGCCCCGCCCCACCCCGUGUAGUACUGUACAAACCGUUCCGCUGUUGGGUUAGUGGUAGUGUUACUGUUAUUUUUUUUUUAAAGGAAACAGACACACACAAAAAAAGAGGAAAAAAUGGAGAAAAAAAAAGACCCUCCUUGGACAAUUAAUUGCUUUUUUGUAAUGGAUUCCGUGCGCUAAUGCUCUCUCCUCCGUCUGUGCGUCUGUCCGCCCCCUCCAUGCUUCUCUGAUUUCCGGAUGUGUGCGGCGUCCGCUGGUGUGGGGCAGGCUGGGCCCCCGGUGCAGGUCUGCUCCUCAAAGCUGGGUUCUGUGCCUCAGCCCCUUUUACAGGUUUGGAGGUGGGGUGCUAACCCGUCCUCCACGGUCCCCACCCCCAGAGAGCACCCAUCUCUUUUGGCCUUGGCCGUGCCCUGUCCCUGACCAAGACCCCCGCCAUCGUGUGCGCCCCGUGGCCCCCUCAUGCAUGCCCGCCUCUCUGCAUGGUCUCUUGGGAGAAGAGAGAUAACGUCCCCCUCGCCAGCCUGACUUCCCAGCCCCCCCAUAAAUGUGACCACUGCUGCGAAGACGCUCCUGUCCCCGCGCCCGCUCCAAGACAAGCCAACCUCCAUUUCUUUUAUAAACAGUCGGCUUUUUCUUAAUGAACCCUCACUGUACAGAACAGCCCCUCGAUGGUUUCUUUGGGGUCCCCCUCCCCGCCCCAGCCCCUUUUUUCUGUUGGUUUAGCACAAAUACGUACCCCCACUCCACCCCCCGCACCUCCAGACUUCACCCACAGUCGAUGUAAUUGUUUUAUAACUGUUUAAUCCUAUUCGAUGGAAACCAUGCUUCUGUCGUUUUAUACUUUGCUAGGUAGACUUUAUUAUCCCCCUACUAUGCCCUCAUUUUUUUAAAAAAGGAAAAAAAAGAGAAAUCGGGCUUCAGUCUUAAUUCAUUUUCCGUGCCAGAAAAGACGUAUUUUAUUUCGUGCGUGUGUGAGUGUGUUCUGUUCCGUGUUCUGUUCCACGUUGUUGUCGUUUUCCGUUGUUUGGUUUAAUUUUCUUCCCCUCCAAUCCCAUAUUUUACAGCACUCUGGUGCAGGAAGAAGCAGAAGCAAAAAAAAAAUAAAAAAUAAAAAAACCAACAAAAAACAAAACAAAAAAAAACAAAAAAAAAAACUUUAAAAAAGAAAAAAAAAAGAAGAAACGAGACAUGCCACCUUCCCCCCGCACUGUUGCUUUUCCUGGUGGUUAAUACUACUGUCGCGUAGCUGUGUACAAAGAGAUGUGAAAUACUUUCAGGCAAAAAUAAACUGUAAGUGACUCAUCA